AUCAAAUAUUUGAAAUAUGUUAAUUUUGACACUGAUUUCACGAAACCAAACCGAAUAUCAAUAAAUUAAAAGUUGACUUAUGUUAAUGUAUGAAAUUAGGCAUGUCCAGAUCUUCGAAACCUUGUACAUGUUCAAGAAAAAAAAAUUCCAGGAACAAAUUAGAUUUCAGUAAUGUUGGAGGACUAUCCCAUCACAUUAAAACUCUCAAAGAACUCAUUAUUUUUCCCUUGCUGUAUGGAAAUCUCUAUUCUCACUUCAAUAUAAAAGCUCCUAGAGGUGUUCUUUUUUAUGGACCUCCAGGUACGGGAAAAACUCUUGUUGCAGCAGCUUUGGCAAAUGAAAUCAAUACAGAAAAUAUAGGAAAAGUUAGUUUUUUUCACAGAAAAGGCGCGGAUUGCCUAGACAAAUGGCUUGGAGAAUCAGAAAAGAAACUGAAGGAUUUGUUUGACAAGGCUGCCAAAGCUAGGCCUUCUAUCAUAUUUUUUGAUGAAAUUGAUGGUUUGGCUCCAAUACGUUCCCAAAAAAACGACCAUGUACACUGCAGUGUAGUUUCAACAUUAUUGGCUCUGAUGGAUGGUCUAGAUAACAUGAAUGGAGUUGUCGUAAUUGGUGCCACUAACAGAUUGGACGCUUUAGAUCCCGCAUUAAGACGCCCAGGCCGUUUCGAUAAGGAAUUAUAUUUCCCAAUGCCAUCUACUGAAGCCAGAAAAGAAAUUAUUCAGGUACAUACAAAGACGUGGAAGCAUCCUCCUACUGAGGAGUUUAUAAAUAACUUGGCUAAUAUAACAGCAGGAUGUUGUGGUGCUGAUCUUCAAGCCCUUUGUGCAGAAGCAGUUCUGUGUUGCACAAAAAGACUUUAUCCUACUAUUGGAAAUACUGGUGGAACGUUGAGAGUUAGAAUUGAUCCAAAGAAAAUGAAAGUUGAAGAAUGCGAUUUUAUGAAUGCCCGACUUAAUGUUAUCCCGUCUUCACAAAAAAUAGGAACAAAAAUGCGACAACUAUGUCCAAUUUUACGGCCACUACUGGAGAGACAAAUAGAUAAUAUAGUUUCCCACGUAGGAGCCAUAUGGCCACAUUUUCUCAACCCUCAUUAUAAAUAUGUAUUGGGAAGCAACAGAUAUGCUGGUAGAAUAAUAUUAAUUGGAUCGAAUAAACAAGGAUUAUCAACACACAUCAUACCUGGAAUUUUACAGAUAUUGGAGCAUUUACCUUGUUAUGUUUUGGAUAUUUCCACAUUUGGAGAAGAGCAAUUUCUCAAUGUUAGGAAAGAUUUACCAUCGCUUCUAGUCUUAUCAAGAGUAGACGAGUGGUGGAAUCACAUUGAGGAAAGCGACCAAAUAAGCAUAGCUGCUACCUUAGAAGAUGUACAUGCUGGUGUCCCAAUUCUCACAAUCGCAUCUUGUCGUGGAGAACUGCCUUUGAAGUUGCACGACUUUUUCUAUAAUAAUUGUAGCGUGACUUUGAGGAUCGAAGAUCCAUCUGAAAGGGAGAGAGGAAAGUUCUUUUCACCGAUAUUCUUCGACGAAAAUCGCCUAAGUCUCUACAAGGUUCUUUUGAAUACAAACAAUUUACAAUCAAUUAAAAAUUCCCUCCAAAAUCAAAUUAUCCCCAAGUCGGUGUGUAGGGAAAUCAGAGCGAUCAGGAAUCCAAACUUAUACAGUAAUGGAUGGUGCUACCGACUGAGAAGUGGAGGCAAAUCAAGUAAUAAGUUGAAAUCUCAUGGAAAUAAUGAAAUGCUGGGUGAUAUAAAAAGAGAAAAAAGCGACCUUGUAGAAAAGUGCAGUAGAAAAUCGAUGGUACGAAGUGAUGAUUUCAAUAUAUUUUCACAUUUGAAUUCAAAUAUGGUUAACAACUGUAUACAGUCUUCUGUAUGCUAUAAGAUAAUCAAAACUGAACCAACAGAUGAGCAACACAAAAGUUUUAGUAGAGAGAAAAUUUUCAAGGACAGUGCUGAUGAAGACAAGAAGAAAAUUUAUAAUUUGUGGGACAGAAUAUCAGUAAAUACAUCAAGAAAUAUGAAGCUGACUCAUUUAGAAAUUUUAUAUGAUGCCAUAGUAUUAUGUCUCAGUAUGAACAGAAACAAUUUUCAGAAUUUGAUAGAAAGUGUCCAAGAAACUUUGUGUCGGAUUGAAAAUGCACAGCAAUGUGUGAAUUGAACUAAAGUCUUAUUGGUGUGUUGAUCAGAAAAGAAUUAUUUUGACACCCUGUAUCUCGAAAACUUGAAGCCCACAGAAAAAAAUGGGAGACGAAAACAAAAAUGUUACUUAUUUUAUGGGGAAUCUACAGUUUUUGUGGCGUAGCGUUUUAGGAACACCCCUCUAAAUGUUGUACCUGGAUUAUUCAUCUCUCUGAAACCUAAAACGCAGAAAAAGCGAAGAUUCGGCGAUUUGAAAGCUUACAGGAUUCGAUUAUGACCCCAAAA
Coccinella septempunctata (seven-spotted ladybird) is the source of this 2422-nucleotide messenger RNA. RefSeq names its product ATPase family AAA domain-containing protein 2-like. NCBI's taxonomy places the organism in Eukaryota, Metazoa, Arthropoda, Insecta, Coleoptera, Coccinellidae. The transcript is spliced from 14 exons. The record is from RefSeq and is a predicted model, not a curated record. Gene Ontology annotation, cellular component: nucleus. Gene Ontology annotation, molecular function: histone binding; ATP hydrolysis activity; ATP binding. Gene Ontology annotation, biological process: positive regulation of transcription by RNA polymerase II. Bases 90 to 2156 code for a protein of 688 amino acids.